AUGAGCGGAAGAUGUGAGGAGUGUGGAGAAGAUACUGUAUGGGAAUCAGACCUUGGCUCUGCAAUAUGUACACACUGCGGGACCCUUGCGGACCCGACGCAAAGCGUUCUCACUUCCCAUUUGGAGCCCACAGAGAAUUCGACCCGCGAUUUGCAUUGGACUACGCUCCCGGGUGGCACAUUGAAAGGUAGGAAUGGAUGGGCGUUGUCUGGACAGGGAAAAGAGGCCAGAGACCGAGCAAAUACGAUUGUGAUGCACGAAUUUAUUCGCUCGCUUGCUGCGAGGCUUUGCAGCCCUGGAACAGCAGUUCGUGCUCAGGGUCUGUUUGACCAAGCUAUGAGGCGAGGCCAAUUCCGGUGGGGUCGGAAGGCUAAACUAGUGGCUGGCGCAGCUAUAUCCAUCGCUUUUCGUGAGUCGCGUAAGAGCGAUUCAAUUUCUGAUAUCGCGUAUGUUCUUGACGAGCCCUCUGUGGCGGUAUCUCGUACAUUAACCUCCAUUGUUGCACUAUUGCAACUACGUCUUAUAUCUGCAGACCCAUCCGUGCAUCUCCCGACAUUACGGGCUCAUCUUCUCUCGCUCGCACAGGACGCGUCUUCUACUUUGCCCGUCAAGCUGAGGACGGUACUUAAUCAACUAAUACCUCGCAUCCCAACGGUCAUGCAAAUUUCCUCUUCUCUUUCCACUCUAGUGUCUCGCACAAAUAUUCUCUCGAACGUCCCUUCGCCUCCGACAGCCUGCGCUAUAUUAAUGCUUUCCCUAGAGGGGGAACUAUUGUCGUCACUGCCACACGCUGGAGCUCUUGCGCAAACACUUGGCGCGCGGUUCAGCAUAAGCAAAGGUACUGUCAUGCACCGUUACAAGGCGAUUUAUGACCUGCUGGAGAACUGGAUCCGAGAAGUCCCCUGGCUAGAAGCGCAUGAGCGUAAGAAGGGUGGGACAGGAAGGUCUAAAAUCGCCAAGCGAGUCGUAGUGUCCAGAGGCUUAAAGGAUGUCGUGCAAUUCCAAGAAGAGAUCUGGAGAAAGAAGCUUGACGGGCAAACGCGACUCCAUCUUGAACUGGAGAUAGACGAGAAUGAAGCCACUGAUGACGAACGCGAGCGUGACGGGGACGCGAGUAGGGGUGUUCUUCACGUCUUGGAAGGAAACGAUGCUGGUACGUUGCUCAGAUCCCUUCCAGUUGCUAAACAAGACGACGUCAUCCUCUCUGCCCCGCCUCGAAAGAAGCGGAAGACAGUACACGAACGGUCGGUUGCCACCGCAUCCCAGUUCUUGCUCAAUUCCGGUUCUACUGGGCCAACAUGCUCGUCCUCGCGCGCGAGCGACGGCGACACGUCAGAUCUGCUCACACACCUGCUCACCGCGGAUGCAUUCAACCUCUCGCAUGCGUUUUCCCGCGCACCCACCCGAUUGCAAAUGCUGGCUACAUCGCGAGGCGGGGCAGAAGAAUUCAACAUUCCAGAUGAAGAAUUAUUCGACGAGGGGGAGUUGGAGAACUUGUUCAGAACCGAUGAGGAGGUGGCCAUUCUUCGGACCACAAUGGAUUGGGAUGACGACGAAGAGGUCGAUGCAACCAGCUCUGACGAUGGACCAAGAGCGCGGAAAAGAAAGAGGAGCAAACAGAACAACGAAGAGUGUGAAGCCUUUGCGCAGAGCAAGCCUGGAGGUACCAAGAGGAUCAACAUGGAUGCUCUCCAAAAGCUUCUCGAUCCAUCAUAUAAUAUCAACGAAGAGACUGACGAAAGCGAGAACUCCGAUAGUGAAGGAGCUCAGUAUGGUGACGCUCCAGUCGGCAAUGACGGAGAGAUUGUGGAGGAAUGGAGACCAUUGUCACCAGGAGGUCAUGGAUUCGACGAAGAUCGUUAUGAUGUGUGA
Fibroporia radiculosa is the source of this 1872-nucleotide messenger RNA. RefSeq lists its product as uncharacterized. The coding region runs from base 1 to 1872 and encodes 623 amino acids. Gene Ontology annotation, cellular component: nucleus; transcription preinitiation complex; transcription factor TFIIIB complex. Gene Ontology annotation, biological process: DNA-templated transcription initiation; transcription by RNA polymerase III; transcription preinitiation complex assembly. Gene Ontology annotation, molecular function: RNA polymerase III general transcription initiation factor activity; RNA polymerase III type 3 promoter sequence-specific DNA binding. The transcript has 3 exons. The record is from RefSeq and is a predicted model, not a curated record. NCBI's taxonomy places the organism in Eukaryota, Fungi, Basidiomycota, Agaricomycetes, Polyporales, Fibroporiaceae.